CGGAUCGUACGACGAGCUCCUGGCGGAUCCGGACAUCGACGCCGUGUACGUGGGCCUGCCCAACGGGCUGCACGGGCAGUGGAGCCAGGCGGCGCUGCGGGCGGGCAAGCACGUGCUGUGCGAGAAGCCCUUCACGGCCAACGAGGAGGAGGCAAGGGAGGUCCAGUCCCUGGCCCGACAGCGCGGGCUGCUGUGUCGCGAGGCCUUCCACUACCGCGAGCACCCGCUGCUGCAGCACCUGCAGCACACACUCACCGGGCAGCAGCGGCCGCAGCAGGGGAAGCAGCAGCAGGGGGGUGGUGCGGAUGCGGAUGUAGCUGUUGGGUCGGGCGGUGCGCUGGGGCCGCUGCGGUCCAUCGAGGUGGCGGUGCUCAUCCCCAGCUGGGUGUUCGGGGGGGCCAACAUCAGGUGGCAGGAGACGCUGGCAGGCGGCGCCGCCAUGGACGCGGGCUGCUACUGCCUGCACGCCAUCCGCAGCCUGGUGGGCGGGCAGCCGGGGGUGGAGGCAGCGGAGGCGGUGCUGGCGCCGCACUCGCGGCUGGUGGACGCCUCCAUGCGCGGCCAGCUGCGGUGGCGGGGCGACCCGGCUCGCAGCGGCGUGCGUGCGGCCUUCCGCGCCUCGCUACAGCACGGGGGGCUGCUGCCGGUGUCAACCAUCGACGUGACGGGGGAGAGGGGCAGCCUGCACUGCUCCAACUUCAUCAUGCCCGUCUUCGGCAACGUGGUCCGCAUGACAACCACCACAACCGCCACAACCGCCACAACGGGCCCCGACGGAUCCAUCACCGUACAACAACCCCCCCGUACGACCACCACCACCACCCGAGUGUACGGCAGUGGGGAGAGCACCUACUUCUACCAGCUAGAUCGCUUUGUACGGGAUGUGCGAACACUGCAAGAGGCGGCGGACCGCGGGGAUAAGGGCUCCCUCCUCUCCGCCGCCCGCUCCCUGUCCGAGGCCGACACCGCGGACUGCGUUGCCAACAUGGCGCUGCUGGAUGCGGUGUACGGCGCGGCGGGGUUGGCGCGCAGACUGCCCACUGGGGUGGCAGCGGG
Messenger RNA from Astrephomene gubernaculifera, 1056 nucleotides. The record is from the annotation of a GenBank genome assembly. Lineage: Eukaryota; Viridiplantae; Chlorophyta; Chlorophyceae; Chlamydomonadales; Astrephomenaceae.